AUUUACUUUUUAUAACUUUAGGCGAUCAUCAACAGCAACAGCAGCCUAUUUUAAUCUAUCGUAAUACCUCUUCUACAUGCUCAGUUCACAGUAAUGAUGAAAUCAUCCAAGAUCAUCCAAAACAACAUUGUACUUGUCCCUCUCUUAACAACGGUACUCCCAUGAUACGGUCAUCUUCCGGCGGCGGACAAGCCUAUCUUUCAUCUAAUGUCCCACAAGACUCUGUUGAUGUCGUACCAGGAUCUUUGAUGUCAGCGCCACUCUGUACAACCCCAUUGGUAGUCAAAGAAGAAACUCCUUCUUAUUCUUGGGCUUUAGUUACCUCUCCCUCCGCCAAUCAUAUAGACCUUCCCCACGCUUCCUCCUCCUCUUCCUCUUGUUCGGCUUCGACAUCAAAGCUUGCAGAGGAUGAUAACAAUAACCAUCAUAACCUUCAUCUCGGUUUCAUCUUUCACAAGCCUUCAAACACAUCAAGGAUUUUAGACGGUCAACCGAGGGUACGAAGACGUCGCUCGACCAAAAAAAGCUCUUCCUCUACUCCUACAAGACCCUUGACCUCGAACGUUAAUUAUGAUACACUCAUUAAUGUAGACACACUCACCGGUCUUUCCACACCACCACCUUCUUCGACUGUUUCUUCCUCAGAGCCAAUGGAUGUACAAUUUGAUUACUUAACACAACAGCUUGAGAUCCUGUCAAGUCAUGAGAACCAACAACAACAGCAGCAGCAACAGCAACAAGAUUUAGCGGGAGGGUUUGCCAACGCAGAAGAACUGACUGCCAUUUUAAACAAUGUGCUUCAAAAAGACAAUGGCCUCACAGUUGACUCCAUGUUUCAAGAAAAUCAAAUCUUGUCUACCGUUCCUAACCCACUAUCUCCUUUACCUCCACUUCCUCCUACAACACACAUUUCUUCUGGUCUCGUCCAACCUCAGCAACAGCAACACUCCCCUGUGAAUACUCCCAACAUCAACCGGUCCCAUUGCGGUAGCUUUGUUCCUAGUUCCAGCUGCCGUAAACCCGUCGGUAGUUCUGGUGGAGAAUCAGUCGUGAUCACAAUUACACCACUCGUUACCCCAAACAAAGAAGACCAGCAGCAGCAAAGACAAGAAUAUUAUCCUACUACGACGCGUAUUGUUACCUGCUAUUGUGGUAGUCGGUGUACUUGCCCAGGCUGCCUGGUGCAUCCUGGUAACUUUUUCUUGGGAAGUGAUCCUUAUUCUGGUCCUCUCAUCAAUCCUUCAUCUUCUGCAUCUUCUUCCUGUUACGGCUCAGAUGAUGAAGAUAUUGCUUCUAUUUACAGUAACCAUAAUAACACUAAUUUUACCUUUUAACCUCUUACUUCACUGUACAUAUACCCCUUUAUAAUAAAAAAAAAGUGUACAAGCACCCUGUGUGUAUGCAUGUGAUUAUGUAACCCUUUUACUCUUCUGCCUAUCUGCCACUUUUUUUUUCUGUUUUAUUAUGAGGCAUUUUUGUUAAUAAACUUUUUGGUUUGUAAAACGUCACGACUCAUGCCCAUGUAAGACAAGGAGUUAAAUAAAAAAGUUUUUCGGCCAUCACUUGAUCCUUCAUGGGCGCAGUUGGCUUUCAUUCGUGUAAAACUGCGCAUAAAAAACCCAAAUGGUAUAAAAAUAGCAGCCUGCGAACCAGAUAAAGGAGGAAAACUGGCAAAGAGAAAGGGAGGAAAGAAGCAUUGUGGCUUGAAAAGAUGGAAAUCAUCGUCCUUUUCUAUUCAACAA
Molecule: messenger RNA, 1742 nt
Organism: Rhizopus microsporus ATCC 52813
Lineage: Eukaryota; Fungi; Mucoromycota; Mucoromycetes; Mucorales; Rhizopodaceae
Exons: 1
Coding region: 162-1334 (390 amino acids)
Source: RefSeq, a predicted model, not a curated record